AUGGGGGGAUGUGUGAUUUCCGUCAUGGACUACAUGAACAAUCGCUCUGAGGUUGAGAAUGAGCAUGUGAAAAAAUUUCGUGCGCUUGGCAAGGUUGCUGUCCCUGUGCCCGGCAGCGAAACUUCUGAUUGCUCUCCCAUCUACCGUCUCGUAACUGACGACGGCAAAGAUAUUGAAGAGGUGCGGCGGGAGUGGUACGAGGGUGAGUGCCUUCCGCAGCGCUUCGCAGCCCUUUGCAAGCGUCAACCCAAGCAGCGUGCCCUUGCCUACCGCCCAGUGGAUCGGGUAGAAAAGGCUGUAAUUAAGGAUCUGCACACGGGAACAGAGAAGACAGUGAACGUAACACAUUUCAAGGAGACGAAAUACCUUGACUACGGCACCUUCUGGGACUACAUCGAGUCGUUUGGGCGAGGUCUCGUGGAGUUGGGUAUUUCACCAAACUCCCGAGUCGCCAUAUACGAGGAGACGCGGUGGGAGUGGUUGGCAACAAUUUACGGUAUCUGGUCGCAGAAUAUGGUUGCCACCACAGUGUACGCCAAUCUUGGCGAAGAUGCGCUCGCGUAUGCCCUCCGGGAAACAGGCUGCAAGGGGAUCAUUUGCAAUGCGAAGAAUGUGAGUGUUGUUAUUAAAUUCAUGAGUGAAGGCAUCACACCUUCCGCACCCAUCAUCUACAAUGGGAGCCUUCCUGCCUCUGUCGACCAGGAGGCCUGCCAUCUCGUAUCGUGGGAGGAAGUUGUGAAACUUGGUCGUGAGGCCCGUGACCGGCUUCCGUUGAACAACUCUGGAAGGGCAGAUGACCUUGCUCUCAUCAUGUAUACGAGUGGUACGACGGGGGACCCCAAAGGUGUCAUUCACACACAUGGCUCACUGAUGUCGGGAGUUCAUGCACUUGACCACAGGCUGAACGAGGUAAUGGGUUGCCAUGUUAAAGGGGAAACAUACUGCGCUUACCUGCCUCUUGCCCACAUUUUGGAGUUAGGAGUCGUUAACAUCUUCAUUGCCCGCGGUGCACUGAUAUGCUUUGGAAGCCCCUUUACACUGACUGACCUCACUGCAAGGCCCCGUGGUGACCUAGCAGAGUACAAUCCAUCACUUUUAAUUGGCGUACCGCGCAUAUACGAUACGCUGAAGAAGGCAAUUCAGGCGAAACUGCCGGCUCCUGGCACGUUCAAGCGUCGUGCUUUUGACCAUGCCUUCCAGAGCCGCUUGCGUGCCUUUAAGGAUGGCAAAGAUUCGCCGUACUGGGAUGCGAAGGUGUUUGCAGCUACCCGUGCCGUUUUGGGGAAGGGAAUACGAAUUGCUUUGUCCGGCGGAGGCCCUCUGAGUACAGCCACACAAGAUUUUGUUAAUGUGGUUCUGGCUCGCACGAUUCAAGGUUGGGGCCUCACGGAGACGGUGUGUGUCGGAGGUGUUCAGUUUACAGGCGAUAUUGAAACCGGUGCUGUUGGACCCCCGCUGCUAUCGGAGGAAGUGAAACUACUGGACGUGGAAGGAUACAAACACACCGAUGAGCCCGAUCCUCGUGGGGAAAUUCUUCUGCGUGGUCCAUUCCUCUUCAAAGGGUACUACAAGCAGGAAGAACUAACCAAGGAGGUGCUUGAUGAAGAUGGUUGGUUUCAUACGGGUGACGUUGGCAGCAUCGACCCCAAUGGAACCCUUCGCAUCAUUGGCCGCGUGAAGGCCUUGGCAAAGAAUGUUCUUGGAGAGUAUGUUGCCAUGGAAGCUUUGGAAUCCAUGUAUGCACACAACUCGCUGAGCAUGCCCAACGGUGUUUGUGUCCUCGUGCAUCCUGACAGACCGUACAUUUGUGCGCUUGUUCUUACUGAUGAAGCGAAGGUUGUUGCGUUCACGAGGGAGCAUGGAUUGAAAGGUAAAUACCCUGAAGUUCUGCAGGACCCCGAGUUUCAGAAGAAGGCUACAGCAUCAUUUCAGGAGACGGCUCGUGCAUCUGAUCGACAGAAGUUUGAGAUUGUACGUCACGUACGCCUACUGAGUGAUGAGUGGACUCCUGAAAAUGGUGCGCUGACGGCUGUGGGAAAACUGAAGCGACGCGUCAUCGAUGAGAGGUACACUGAUAUCAUAGCACCACUUUUCGUGGAGGAGUGCUGA
Molecule: messenger RNA, 2109 nt
Organism: Trypanosoma brucei brucei TREU927
Lineage: Eukaryota; Euglenozoa; Kinetoplastea; Trypanosomatida; Trypanosomatidae
Product: fatty acyl CoA synthetase 3
Exons: 1
Coding region: 1-2109 (702 amino acids)
Cellular component (GO): membrane; endoplasmic reticulum
Molecular function (GO): long-chain fatty acid-CoA ligase activity
Source: RefSeq, a predicted model, not a curated record